AUCAACACUCCUGACCAGAUAAGAAUUGUGUGUAUAUUGUCAAGGGCUUAUGGGCUUUGGCAAAUUUUCAGCUGUGUAAAAGAUCUAUGCACAGUGUGAAUUUACACACUAUAAGACUCGCAUAAUAAUGGAACUGACCUGACGUAAGGCGAAUAAGACUGUUGCAGACUUGAAAGUGGGAACUGUUUUGAGUUUUGACAGAUCCGCACAUGACCAAAUAAUUCAGCUGAAAAAGAUCAAAUUGAAUCAAGGUGACUAGAUUACAGGUUAUGAAAGAGGCUCAGGAAUUAAAAGCUGCAGAGAGUUGUUCAUAAACAGUGUAAAUGGCAUCUCCAACUUUGGAAUCUUUUUGUGGCUUCCUCAAUGUUAGCCAAAACCAAAGUGGGAUAUCAGACAUUCAGAAGAAUGAUAACAUUUUCAAGGCAUAUAACAUUGUCUGCAUUAUAUCCUCAGUAUUAAGCAUAGCUGGAGCUCUUAUCCAAGUAUUGGGCACGUCACACAGUGCAGCCCCAUCACAGACUGGUCAACCUAGAAACAGGCGAACAGCUUUUGAGACAGUUUCAGGAAAAACACAGAAAACAAUCAUCAGUGCUUUAGCUGUUGCAGAUGUGUUAGCUUGUUUUGGGAUAUUGUUCAGGUCUGCGCUAUGGCUUGGUGACCGAGACUUAAUUACUGGACAUUUGGAAAAUCCUGCAGCUCAUUUUGACAAUGUCUUUUGUGCAGUGUGCUCUGCAUGGAUUCAUUUCUUUUUCCUAUGUACAUAUUUCUGGACCUUCUCAUAUGCCAUUGAUGUUUACCUUGUUGUGCGUAAAAUAAAUCCCAAACCAUGGUUGUAUCACCUUUUAAGUUGGGGGUUGUCCUUGAUUCUAGCUUUUGGUGGAAUACUGCCUCUCUAUACCCCUUUCUUGCUCAAGUGUAAAUACAAUGAGGGAUACCUUUUACCACACUAUUUAACGACAUACAUUCCAAUAUUGUUUGUCAUGAUCAUCAACCCGGUGCUUUAUUUCCUCUCAGCAAGAGCCAUCAAAGGCUUAAUAACGAGUGCCAGAGCCACAUUUACAGACCUGGAGAGAAAAUUCAUAUCCAAAAUCAAAGACAGAUUCACAUUAGUUACAGCCGUGUUUUAUGUGUGCUGGCUGCCCAAUAUCAUAAAUGGUAUACUGUUGUUUAUACAUCAUCACUUUGGUUCAGAUACAUCUAUAGCUGAAAGUAAGGAUGGCUGGUAUGGGGUAUUCCUAGCUGUCUGGUUUAUCAUGGCCAUAGUCAAUCCUCUGCAAGCUUUGCUGAACUCACUGGUUUACAGGGGAUGUGAUGCAUGUCACUGCACUAGAGCACCUGAGAUAGAUGCAACAACAAGAUGUGAAAACAGCUUCCAUUAUUUCAGUGCCUCUAAUGAUGAAAAUGCACCACUUUUACAUUACUCUAGUUCCAAGCACUGAUGCCCUGCUAAGCUUGAUGAUGGUUUCUGUUAUUAAGGUGCUUCUACCGACUGACUGGAACACUGGUAGUAUCAACUGCAUGUUUACUCAGAGAAAAUGUGGAUUACUUGCCACUUCAAUGAUUUUGUUUAUUGAGUGGACAACUAUCAACUUUAUUUGAUCAAAGAUAUAAUAUUUCUGUGCUUCCUAUGCGGGAUCAACCCACCUGGGGUUAUUUAGGAUGGUUUGUAUGCCAAGUUUCUGAAGUAUAAAAUAAUGGGAGUUUUCAGUCUCCCAGGAGAGAAUACUCGUUCAUGUACCAGUCUAGCUGCCAAUACAACUUUUACACUUAGGCUGUAUUCCCAGAGCUUUUAGAUCGAUCUAUCCCCGCGGGGAGUCUCACAAGAUUAC
Lingula anatina is the source of this 1829-nucleotide messenger RNA. RefSeq names its product G protein-coupled receptor 143. The record is from RefSeq and is a predicted model, not a curated record. Gene Ontology annotation, biological process: cell surface receptor signaling pathway; regulation of calcium-mediated signaling; G protein-coupled receptor signaling pathway. Lineage: Eukaryota; Metazoa; Brachiopoda; Lingulata; Lingulida; Lingulidae. Gene Ontology annotation, molecular function: dopamine binding; L-tyrosine binding; L-DOPA binding. Gene Ontology annotation, cellular component: melanosome membrane; plasma membrane.